AUGGAAUCCAGAGUAGUGCUCGGAGCAGACCGCCCAGGCAGCAAGUUGAUGAAGGAAAACCUUCCGGAUCAAUGUGCAGCUGUACCUAGCAGGCUCUGUGCAAAGCAGAACCGAAGCGCAAUUGCAGAUGCGGAGCGGCGGGUGCGCUUCCAGGAGCCUGACAUCAUUGAAGUCGUCAGCUGGAAGGAUGCAACACACCUCAUGCAGUACAAAGGCAAAAAGAAGCUUGAAGAGGAGGAGUUCAUGCUUGGUGCUCUAUCUUCCCUUCCUCAUCGUUUCGCUUUGAUGGCAGCCUUGAUGCCCAUGGUUGUCCGUUUUGCAAUCGGGAUCGUCGAUACAGUGAUGUGA
Molecule: messenger RNA, 348 nt
Organism: Symbiodinium sp. CCMP2592
Lineage: Eukaryota; Dinophyceae; Suessiales; Symbiodiniaceae
Source: the annotation of a GenBank genome assembly